CUUUCCUUCCGAAGACGACGCGGGCGCGGGUGCUGCGGGGCCGCGCUCCUCCCGCUCCUGCUCCUGACUCACCGCUGUUCGCUCUCGCCGAGGAACAAGUCGGUCAGGAAGCCGCGCCGCAGCUAUGGCUUUUAAAGACACCGGCAAGACGCCCGUGGAGCCGGAGGUGGCCAUCCACCGGAUCCGGAUCACGCUCACCAGCCGCAACGUGAAGUCUCUGGAGAAAGGUGAUGUGCGCGGACCUGAUCAGAGGCGCGAAGGAAAAGAAUCUCAAAGUGAAAGGACCCGUUCGCAUGCCUACCAAGACUUUGAGAAUCACCACCAGGAAAACGCCCUGUGGCGAAGGUUCCAAGACCUGGGAUCGCUUCCAGAUGAGAAUCCACAAGCGGCUCAUCGACUUGCACAGUCCCUCCGAGAUUGUCAAGCAGAUCACGUCCAUCAGUAUCGAGCCGGGAGUUGAGGUUGAAGUCACCAUUGCUGAUGCCUGAGUCAAGUAUUUUAAUAAAUUGAUGCCACUUGUUACCUUUGGUUGGCUUUUAUUCAGAAAAGUCGUAAGAUUGGGGCAUAUAAAGAUAUGCUGUGAAACUUAUUCCACUUACCAGGUGAGAGGAUCCAAAUUGACGGAUGCCCUGUAGCCUUCUGUUUUCAUCAGUUUACCCUUGCCAUUGAUGACUAAUUUUGUUGUGCUGUGUGGCAAUUUAUAACUUUGGUUGCAUACUCAAAUAUUCUGGUACAGGGCAUAAAACAUUCCUGGGACAAUUUAUUAAGAGUGAGCAAGUCCUAACUUAGGAAAAUGGAGGCCUAAGCUCUUGUUUUGGCUCUGCCAAUCAGUUACUCCUUUUUUUUAGACAUUAGGUUAAACUUGGUAAAUUCCAAAGUGUUGCGUAUUUUACAUACAGUCAGGAAAUACACAUCUUUCAUUAUGAAGCUGUAUUAACUUUAUGACUGGAUAGCAGUUUCAGGUAGGCCAAAUUCCUACUGACACGAUAAUGGGAAGCAUUGUUUAAUUGCUGAGCUCUUCCUUAUGUGAUUUAUUUUUUUGAGUAUGCUGGCGUGGAUGCUGUUUUAGCAUAGAUCUAGUGUAGAAGCUGCCUUUGAGGGCUACGUUUGCCCAGCAUCUAGUGCCUGUUAGUAUAGCUUUUAACAGGUCCAUCAGGCCAGAAUCUGCCCUCUUACGACCCAUUAAAAUGUUUUUGUUAUUAGAAUUUAUCAUCAGAUGUAUAUCUAUCCACAUCUGAUUUAUUAGAGAAACUUCCCAUAAAUAUUACCAAAAAAA
Carlito syrichta (Philippine tarsier) is the source of this 1276-nucleotide messenger RNA. RefSeq names its product ribosomal protein S20 (gene RPS20). Gene Ontology annotation, biological process: translation. Lineage: Eukaryota; Metazoa; Chordata; Mammalia; Primates; Tarsiidae. The record is from RefSeq and is a predicted model, not a curated record. The coding region runs from base 125 to 460 and encodes 111 amino acids. The transcript has 3 exons. Gene Ontology annotation, molecular function: structural constituent of ribosome; RNA binding. Gene Ontology annotation, cellular component: ribosome; cytosolic small ribosomal subunit.